Drosophila takahashii is the source of this 845-nucleotide messenger RNA. It is a transcript of the gene vilya, whose product is annotated as vilya. The record is from RefSeq and is a predicted model, not a curated record. NCBI's taxonomy places the organism in Eukaryota, Metazoa, Arthropoda, Insecta, Diptera, Drosophilidae.
AAACAACGCGGAAUAAAUUAAGGAAACACUGCAUCCGGGAUGUCCAAGCCGAAAUCUGGCGGCUCUGGCGGCUCUCAGCCGGACUCCUCAUCAGGCCAAAAAAUCGAGGCGAGCAAGCUGUGGAUCCACUGCGGCAGAUGCUACGCCCUGUAUGUGGAUAAGAAGGUGAAGCUCUUCUUCCUCGCCUGCAACCACGUGCUGUGCGAGAAGUGCGUCAAGGUGAAGUCCGGACGCACUCCCUCCGACUCCAACAUCUUCGUGUGCUGCACCUGCCAGAAGAACUCCCACGGCCGCGAAAUUAACAACGAUAUGCCCAAUUACGUGAAGAGGUUCUUCCACACGGAGGCCUUUCAGCUGGCCAGCGAGGCGAUCGACAAGUUCCAGUUGUCCAACCACAGGCACUUUGACAAGUACAAGGAGCGGAAGGAGAUCGAGAUGAACAAACUGGCCAAGGACAUAGCUUUGGCCAAAUCGGUGUGUGAGAAACGCUUUAAGGACUUCAAUAUGAUGCGCGUGGAGCGCAAGAAGCUGUCGCAGAGGACGAAGCUCAUAAAAGAGGAAGCGGCCAAGCAAAAGGCUGAAAUGGAAAGGAUGGCCCAGGCCAAGCUUAACCGCACUUUGGAGUCGCAAAAGUCCUCUUCAUCCGCAAGGGAUACCAUUCAUGGACGCCCUCAUGUUCGUGGAGGCUCCCAGGUCGGCAGUCGACGAAGCUCCAAGGAUUCGGGCCGCGGAACUCAAGCCAAGCGCCCAAAGGUCACCAGCUUCCACCAUCUGCCGAACCACUCGUUCAAUCUUUAAUCUAAUAUUUAAACUAAUAUCGUCAUUAUUUAGAUUUGAAUAAUAGU